Molecule: messenger RNA, 906 nt
Organism: Physcomitrium patens
Lineage: Eukaryota; Viridiplantae; Streptophyta; Bryopsida; Funariales; Funariaceae
Source: RefSeq, a predicted model, not a curated record
UAUUAAAAAAACAUGCAAACGUCCUCAAGUAACUCUUGAAUCAAUCAGUCGAGGAUCUUAACCUGGUGAACUUAGCAGAAGUCAUACAAGCACAAUCAGCCACUUUGUAAUAUGGCCCAGGACCAAUUGGACUCCAAGUUCACGUUCGAAGAUUUGAGGAAAGUGAGCAGUGCAAGAAAACCAAUCAGCAAAUGGUAUACCGCAAGGGAAGUGGGAACACAUUGCUCCACUACUGACUGCUGGGUAACCAUAAGCGGUCGUGUCUAUAAUGUCACCCCACUGUUUGCCGACAAUCCUCCCGUGCUCUGCGAGCCUAUCAUUAAGAACGCAGGCAAGGACAUCAGCCAGUGGUUUGAGCCACGGACGUUCAACAUGGACGAGGAGAUCGGCGUCGAGGUUCUGCUGUGGCGCCAUCCGACAAUGAAGCUCAGCACCUAUUACACUCCUCAGGGUAGAUUUGCACACAUCCCCCCACCAUUUCCGCGAACGGACUUCAACAUGGAUUACAAUCCGUGGUGGUUGGAUAAGAAUUUUGUGAUUGGCUUCCUCAGCAAGCGCACCCAGUUCAUCCGCGUCAAAAAUAUCCUUCUCGACCACGUCUACGUCAUGGAGGUGCCGUGCGAGGAGACCAUCAACGAGAUCCUGUACCGGUACACAGAGCACAACAAGCAUGCAGCGAGCUACGAGUGGAAGGCCAUCUUAGAGUACGACACCAUGAAGUUCUGCACAAUGGACAUGACCAAAACCCUAACAGAGAAUGGUGUCAAAGAUGAGAGCCAGGAAUUUGGGUGCGCAGGCAUGCAGCUUGAUUACUUGCUCCCUGCAAUUCACCUACACUACACUGAUGAUCUCACUGUUGCUUAGAGUUCCCCCACUUUGCAUCUCGUCUGGUAUACUGCACGAAUU